AGUGAUUGCGUUUUCCUCUUAGGCGGCGCCAUUUUGUGCUCAGAGCCGCUACAGCCGCUGGCGGUGUGGGGAGUAGGUGCCGGAGACGGGGAACUCGGGAUGGCGGAGACCCUGGCAGGCUCUGGCGACUCGGGUUCUGGCACGGCCGCGGUUGGUCCGGGCGCCUCGGAGGCGGGGACGCGACGGCUCAGCGAACUGCGGGUGAUCGACCUGCGGGCGGAGCUGAAGAAGCGAAACCUGGACACGGGCGGCAACAAGAGCGUCCUGAUGGAGCGACUCAAGAAGGCAGUUAAAGAAGAAGGGCAGGAUCCUGAUGAAAUUGGCAUCACAUUGGAAGCCACGAACAGGAAGACAGCAAAGAGAUGUGUUAAAGGACAGAAGAUAGAGGAAGAAGGCACAGAAGAUAAUGGCCUAGAAGAGGAUUCCAGAGACGGGCAGGAGGAUGUGGAAGCAAGUUUGGAGAGCUUGCAGAAUAUUGACAUGAUGGAUGUUAGUGUGUUAGAAGAAGCUGAAGUCGAGAACAGCAGUGCCCCAGACUUUGGGGAUGAUGGCACAGACAGCAUCCUCGAUUCCCUUUGUGAUAGCAAAGAGUAUGUGGCUGCACAGCUGAGUGAGCUUCCAGCUCAGCUCACAGAACAUGCUGUAGGCGGGGAAGGCUUUGAGAGCACUUUGGAUGCUUCAUCGUUGGACUUCAAAGUACCUUCGGAUAUUGAAGAACCACUCUUGGAGCCAGAAAAUGAGAAAAUACUCGACAUUUUGGGGGAAACUUGUAAAUCUGAGCCAGUAAAAGAAGAAGGUUCCGAGCUGGAGCAGCCAUUUGCACAGGAUACAAGUAGCGUGGGGCCAGACAGAAAGCUUGCGGAGGAAGAGGACCUUUUUGGCAGCGGCCACCCGGAGGAGGGUGAUUUAGAUUUGGCCAGCGAGUCAACAGCACAAGCUCAGUGGAGCGAGGCAGACACCCUGUUAGCGGUAGUGAAAAGGGAGCCCGUGGAGCAGACAGGCGGUGACGAGAGGAUGGACUGUGAGCCUGUAGGGCUAGAGGAGCCAGUUGAGCAGAGUAGUAAAGCCUCAGAGCGCACAGAAGCCUCUAGCGAGGAGGUCGCAGAAGCGCCCCAGGAAGCCUCAAGCCCAGACCCCAGAGAUAGCAAAGAAGACGUGAAGAAGUUUGCUUUUGAAGCUUGUAAUGAAGUCCCUCCGGCUCCUAAAGAGUCCUCAGCCAGUGAGGGCGCUGAUCAGAAAAUGAGUUCUUUUAAGGAAGAAAAAGAUAUAAAGCCAGUCAUUAAAGAUGAAAAAGGUCGUAUCAGCAGCAGUUCUGGUAGGAAUUUGUGGGUCAGUGGACUGUCCUCCACAACUCGAGCAACAGAUCUGAAGAACCUUUUCAGCAAGUAUGGAAAGGUUGUCGGAGCCAAAGUGGUGACCAAUGCCCGCAGUCCUGGGGCUCGGUGCUAUGGCUUUGUCACCAUGUCGACAUCUGAUGAGGCUACGAAAUGUAUCAACCAUCUCCACAGAACUGAGCUUCAUGGAAGAAUGAUCUCCGUAGAGAAGGCCAAAAACGAACCUGCUGGGAAAAAGCUGUCCGACAAAAAGGAGUGUGAAGUGAAGAAGGAAAAAGUAUCUAGUGUUGACAGACAUCAUCCUGUGGAGAUCAAAAUUGAAAAAACUGUAAUUAAGAAGGAAGAGAAGAUGGAGAAAAAGGAGGGGAAAAGGCCUGAAGACAUUAAAAAGGAAGAAAAAGAUGAAGACGAGCUAAAACCAGGAACUACAAAUCGGUCCAGAGUCACCAAAUCAGGAAGCAGAGGAAUGGAACGGACAGUAGUAAUGGAUAAAUCAAAAGGAGAGCCUGUCAUUAGUGUGAAAACCACAAGCAGGUCAAAAGAAAGAAGCUCCAAGAGUCAGGACCGAAAAUCAGAAAGCAAAGAGAAGAGAGACAUCUUGUCAUUUGACAAAAUCAAAGAGCAAAGGGAGCGAGAGCGCCAGAGGCAGUGGGAGCGGGAAAUCCGAGAGUCGGAGAGGCGGCGAGAGCGCGAGCAGCAGCAACGCCUGGAGGCCUGGAAGGAGAAGGCACGGCUGCACCGCCUGGAGGCCUGGAAGGAGAAGGCACGGCUGCACCGGGAGCGCCUGGAGCUUGAGUGCCAGCGUCACCUCCUGGAGUGGGAGCGCAUGGAGCGGGAACGGCUGGAACGAGAGCGUAUGCGAGUGGAGCGUGAGCGUAGGAAGGAGCAGGAGUGCAUUCAACGUGAGCGCGAGGAGCUGCGGCGUCAGCAGGAGCAACUGCGCUAUGAGCAGCGGCAGGGGCUCCGGAGGCCCCAUGAUGAUGGGAGGCGAGAUGAUGCCUAUUGGCCAGAAGGAAAACGUGUGGCCCUAGAGGACAGGUACCACCCAGACUUCCCUCGGUACGAUCACCGCUUCCACGACUUUGACCAUCGAAACCGAGGCCAGUACCAGGACCAUGCGGUCGACAGGAGGGAGGGCUCAAGGACAGUGAUGGGAGAGCGAGAUGGACAGCACUACUCAGAUGACCGCCAUGGCCAUGGAGGACCACCAGAGCGCCACGGCCGGGACUCUCGGGAUGGCUGGGGGGGCUACGGCUCAGACAAGAGGAUGACUGAGGGCCGGGGGCCACCACCUCCACCCAGAGGUGGACGUGACUGGACGGAGCACAGUCAGAGGCUAGAGGAGCACCAGGAGCGUGCCUGGCCAGGCAUGGUAGAGGCAGGCACAGCAGGCCGGGAGCAUGCCAGGUGGCUAGGUGCUGAGAGGGGCCUCUCUGGGCCCUCAGGGACAGGGCACAUGGCCAAUCGGGGUGGAAUGUCGGGGCAAGGCGGCUUUGCACAGGAUGGGCAUUCCCAGGGCCACGUGGUGCCCGGUGGAGAACUGGAAGAUGGAGCACUGGCCGGCCAGGACCGGGGCAACAGAGUCCCACCCCCCCACCCCCAUCCAUACCCCCACUUCACUCGCCGCUACUAAACCCCACUCCCUCCGCGUGUUCAGGUAGGCAGAUGCACUGUUGAAUUUCUUAGCCAGUUACCUUGAACUUGUGGAAUCUUUUAAGAAACAAAAACAAAUCCUGCCACCAUGUUGUAGCUUGGUAAUAUGUGAACUCAUUUUUUUUUUUAAUAAGCGUGUUCUUGUUCUGCCAUUUUUGAGAAGGUUUCUGUAAUGAGGCAUUCCAUUUUUCAUUAAUAAAAGUUUACGGUUCGCAUUUCA
Molecule: messenger RNA, 3207 nt
Organism: Myotis lucifugus (little brown bat)
Lineage: Eukaryota; Metazoa; Chordata; Mammalia; Chiroptera; Vespertilionidae
Gene: SAFB2
Product: scaffold attachment factor B2
Exons: 21
Coding region: 100-2967 (955 amino acids)
Biological process (GO): regulation of androgen receptor signaling pathway; regulation of mRNA processing; regulation of transcription by RNA polymerase II
Cellular component (GO): nucleus
Molecular function (GO): sequence-specific DNA binding; RNA binding
Source: RefSeq, a predicted model, not a curated record